AUGGAGGAUAUCAAAGAAAUUGGAGACAAACAACCAGAGAUAAGCGAAUCAACUGAUCCGAGUUCGGGGACAUUUGCUGUUGAGCAUGCAAAGGUUUAUAGAGAGCUAGUUUGCACUUUAGAUAAAUUGAUAGAGCAGACAAUUCAAACCCGAAACCAAACGGACAAUGCUGAAAUGGAGGCCAAAUACAAAAAUGCUAUGAACGAGUUUGGUGAUGUCAUAAAACUUGGAACGAUACAGAAGGGAACUUCGAGUAUAAAGUUUCUCCAGUCAAUGGUUGAUCUUAGGUUAAAAAUACUUGAACAGCAUUUAAUGACAGAGCCGAUACUAGAGGCAAUUCGUAAAGGCGACACAGAAGAUGAAUCGAGACAAUUGAUACAACUCAUCAACACAAGAGAUUCAAAGAAUAUUCAAACAAUUAGGGAAAUGAAGAGAAAUACAAAACUAAGGAAGGAGCUGGGAACCACAAGACUCUACAGCAUAGACAAGCUUGAACUACUUCGAGACAAAAUGAAAUACUAUUUGAAGUUAUGUGCCGAUGUUAGACAGUUGCAAGAGAAGAGCGAUAGUAUGGUCGGUAACGUCAAGGAUUAUGAUCUAUUGAAGUCAAAGUACAAGUCCCUAGUAAGAAAAGAUCAGAUCUUAUCGCAGUUCAACGUUAACUUAGUGUCAUCAUUAUCCAACUCUGAUAUUGCGGAUGAUCACACAUUAAGGGAUAUAGUGAUGUUCUGUGGCGAUUACAGCCACUACGGAUUGUUUGAGUUGUAA
Messenger RNA from Brettanomyces nanus, 768 nucleotides. RefSeq lists its product as uncharacterized. The transcript has a single exon. NCBI's taxonomy places the organism in Eukaryota, Fungi, Ascomycota, Pichiomycetes, Pichiales, Pichiaceae. Bases 1 to 768 code for a protein of 255 amino acids. The record is from RefSeq and is a predicted model, not a curated record.